GAAGAAAUCAAAAAGUAUCUUGCAAUACCCUUACUUAGUAAUGUUGAUCCUCUGUGUUGGUGGCAAAUACAAUAUCUCGAAUAUCCAACUCUAAGUAUUAUUGGCCAUGAUUAUUUGCCAAUUCUAGCAACAAGCAUUGCCUCAGAACAAGCCUUUUCAAUUGCCAGUAAAACAAUUACAGAAGAAAAAAACAAGCUAGAUGAAGAGACGGCUAGAGCAAUUCUUUGCUUGAAAAGUUGGAUCUAUAAAGAA
Racocetra persica is the source of this 252-nucleotide messenger RNA. The record is from the annotation of a GenBank genome assembly. NCBI's taxonomy places the organism in Eukaryota, Fungi, Glomeromycota, Glomeromycetes, Diversisporales, Gigasporaceae.